This is a messenger RNA of Vigna umbellata (rice bean), 1030 nucleotides long. RefSeq names its product LSD1 zinc finger family protein (gene LSD1). Lineage: Eukaryota; Viridiplantae; Streptophyta; Magnoliopsida; Fabales; Fabaceae. The record is from RefSeq and is a predicted model, not a curated record.
UUUAGAAAAAGGGAGACUAAUAGUCGCUGAAGAAAUUUCCGAAAGUGUGUUGUGUGGGGUGAGAAGACGAUGAGGAAAUAUUGGUAGCAGAAAUUGAAGAGAGAGAGAGAGGGUUGGAUUGAUUUUCUUCUUCCUUUUCUCCAAAGAGAAUCUAAUCUCAAUCCUCAACCUCCUUAUUGCGCCCAUAUCUUCAGAUUUCUUCAUUCCUAUUUCAAUCUUUUCUCUUCCCGUUCACAUCCUCUUUUUCUCCGAAACAUAAAAGUAAAAAAAUAAUAUUGGUUUUGUUUUCUUGUUUCUUGUUAUUUGACUUGGUUGUCUGAAUCGGCUGUCGCAGCAGGGUCGGGAGACACAGCUAUGCAGAGCCAACUUGUGUGCAAUGGUUGUAGGAGCCUUCUGCUUUACCCGAGAGGGGCAACCAAUGUUUGUUGUGCAUUGUGCAACACGAUUACCUCUGUUCCUCCACCUGGGAUGGAAAUGUCUCAACUUUACUGUGGAGGCUGUAGGACGUUGUUAAUGUAUACUCGUGGAGCUACAAGUGUGAGAUGUUCCUGCUGUCAUACUGUAAACCUUGUUCCAGCAACUAAUCAGGUAGCUCAUGUCCAUUGUGGGAACUGCCGGACAGCCCUCAUGUAUCCUUACGGAGCUCCCUCAGUCAAAUGUGCUAUUUGCCACUAUGUUACUAAUACGAACAAUGGACGGCUUCCAAUCCCUGUCCAUAGACCCAAUGGGACAGCCAAUACUGGAACAUUACCUUCUACUUCAACAUCAAUGCCUCAGUCUCAAAGUCAAACAGUAGUAGUAGAAAAUCCAAUGUCUGUGGAUUCGAGUGGGAAAUUGGUGAGCAAUGUUGUGGUCGGCGUCACAACAGAUAAGAAAUAGCACCAUCACACAUACAAGGUACAGUACAUGUCACGAGGCAUCACCACAGCUACUGUCACAUGAAGAUAUUGUUUGUGUAUAUGAAUAUAUAUAUAUGAUAUUGCAGCCUGCAGUGGUUUAAUUGAAAUGAAUAUUUUUCCAUUCCAAGAGU